UUCACAGGCCACACUCCUUUAGUCUGCUUAGGUCUGAUUAACCUGAGCCACAUAGUUCCUCUGUAACCCUCUGCAUGUUUGUCUACAAGGACCUCUGCCACAUCCAAGUUCAUACUGCUCAGAAACAGUGAGCUUGGGGUGUUCCUUUUAUCUUGAUCUCCCUUUGACAAAGAAGUCCAGAUGACACAGAACCCUCUGAAGACAACACCUGAAAAAUGGCAGUCUUGGAAAUAACUUUGGCUGUCAUCCUGACUCUACUGGGACUUGUUAUUCUGGCUAUUUUAUUAACAAGAUGGACACGACGCAAACAAAAUGAAAUUGAUGUCUCCAGAUACAGUUCAGAACAAAGUGCUGGUCUUCUGGACUAUGAAGAUGGUAGAGAUUUUCCCUCUCAGAGAUCUAAAAGAGGAAGAGGAUUCCGACAUUUAUAUUCAACAGAAAGUGACACUUCAUAUGAUGAUCGAGAGGGAUCCAAAGGAGAUUACACACUGUCUCAAUCAAGUAUUGCUUUGGUGCAAGGAUCCAUGAGUAAUACAAAAGCCUUCAAAGCAACUUCAGAACCUUUAUCAGGCAGUGCAGGACCCACAACUGGAGCCAUUGGACCCAUAAUGCAAUUCACAGCACCAAUUCCUGGCGGUACAGGACCUAUCAAGCUGUCUCAAAAAACCAUUGUGCAAACUCCAGGACCUAUUGUGCAAUAUACUGGGCCCAAUGUGGAAACUUCAGAAAUGACCACUACAGAAUCCUCUCUGGAAUCAACUCCUCACACAAACAAGGGAGCAGUUCCACCUACCCUCACUGGUCCACCACCUUCAGUGCACAGUGGUUUGCCCUUGGCACCAAUAAUGAUUUCACAAAGAACCUCAACAAGACCUGAGAAAUCUAAGAUAAGACAAGAAUACCCAAUAAUUGGUCCAGUAUCAGCUGUGGACAGUUCUGGAAAAAUCACACUAACUCCUAUGGUUAAGACUCCAGAAUCCAGUGAGACGAUCUCAGGACAAACAGAAACUUGUUCAACAUUCAGCAGAAAAUAUUCAGCAACAACAGGAAAUAUUGAGAGCAUCCUCAAAAAAAAUGCACCACCUACUGGCAUGACUUCUCCUUCCCCUGGAAAAGUUGUAAAAUCUACAGCAAAAUCAGCUCCACUCUUAAGUAAUUGGAAAGAAGAUUCAAAAUCAGAAGUAAAAAGUGGCACUAAAGAAGCAAGAAAUAUGACCCCAAAACAGGAUAUUUAUUUGAUAAUUCAGGGAGUCCCUUUACAAAAUAGCCAGAGUGGUCCUAAAUGGCAGCAGAAGCCAGGAGUAAGUAGCCUUGAGAAGACCUAUGAAAAGAGACAAAAACAGAAAACUGGAGUGAAAGUUGAAGAGCUUCCUAAGAAAACUCAGAGUAAAGAAGAGAGAAGAGAAACAAAGGACAAAAGAAAAGAUACUAAGAAGGACAUGAAUAAGGAAAAAGAAAUAGAUAAGGCCCAAUCAAUGGAAGGAGGUGGUGAAAAAUAUAAAGAGGAAAAAAACAAAAAGAACUAUAAGAAAGGAUAUGAGGACAAGAUAGAGGACAAGGAUAAGGAGGGAGUGGAAGACAAGACAGAGGACAGGGACAAGAAGGGAGAUGAGGACAUAGAGCAAGGUGAGAAUGAGGACAAGGAGAGAGAUGGAGACAAGAUAGGGGACAUGGGCAAUAAUGGAUAUGAAGACAAGAUAGAGUAUAGGGACAAGAGAGAUGAAGACCAGACAGAGGACAAGUACAAGGAGGGAAAUGAGGACAAGACAGAGGACAUGGGCAAUAUUGGAGAUAAAGACAUGACAGAGGAUAGGGACAAGAAGGGAAAUGGGGACACAAGGGAAGGUGAGAAUGAGGACAAGGAAGAAGAGGAAAACAAGACAGAGGACAAGGAUGAGGGAGAUCCAGACAAGACAGAAGACAAGUCCAAGGAGGAAGAUGAAGACAAGACAGAGGAUAUAAAGGGAGAUUCUAUGAAAAAAAAGGAUAAAAAAAAAAAGUGGGUAAAGAGGACAAGAAGAACAUAG
Molecule: messenger RNA, 2027 nt
Organism: Neofelis nebulosa (Clouded leopard)
Lineage: Eukaryota; Metazoa; Chordata; Mammalia; Carnivora; Felidae
Gene: TSBP1
Product: testis expressed basic protein 1
Exons: 41
Coding region: 216-2027 (603 amino acids)
Source: RefSeq, a predicted model, not a curated record